Messenger RNA from Dioscorea cayenensis subsp. rotundata (Guinea yam), 2688 nucleotides. RefSeq names its product pentatricopeptide repeat-containing protein At3g53700, chloroplastic. The record is from RefSeq and is a predicted model, not a curated record. NCBI's taxonomy places the organism in Eukaryota, Viridiplantae, Streptophyta, Magnoliopsida, Dioscoreales, Dioscoreaceae. The transcript has a single exon. Bases 213 to 2483 code for a protein of 756 amino acids. Gene Ontology annotation, molecular function: protein binding.
AACAAUCCGAAACCCGUUAAGUCCCAAAACAAAGAACCAAUUGAGUUUCACCCUCUCGCCCAGAACUCUAUCCAUUUCGAUGUCCUUUUCUCUUGUUCUCUUCUUGCUUUCUUUCUUCUGAGAAAGAGAGCUCGCAAGGUGUUCGAUCAAUUGCCUCAAAGAAAUCCAAGCACUGCUUCCAUUGCUCGCAAGGUGUUCGAUUGAUUGCCUCAAUGGCUUUCUCUCCAUCUCUACUCCACCAUCCUCGGAUUCAUCCUCCAAAACCAGCGCACAGCUUCCUCAACUCCGCUCGCAAGACACUGCACGCGCGCGCUGUGUCAUUUGCUUCCCAGGUUCCUGAUUCCACUCUAAUUCAUCAAGUUCCACCGGAUUUCACCCCCAAGGAUUUGCUUUCCAUCCUUCGCCGCCAGAAAGAUCCGUCCUCUGCUGUUCACUUACUCAAUUGGGCAUCCAAGCAGGAGAAUUUCAGUCCCAACCCUUCUUUUUAUGAAGAAAUCCUGCAGAUUCUUGGAAAAGCUGGGUUUUUUGAUGACAUGAAGCUUGUUUUGAAGGAAAUGCAGACCUCUGGAUGCAAGCUCAAUCAAGGUAGUUUCCUGAUUCUCAUUGAGAGUUAUUCGGAAUUCCAGUUGUUUGAUUUAGCCAUAGAUGUUGUUCUUGAGCUGAUGCCAGAGUUUGGGGUGAAACCUGAUUGUCAUAGUUAUAAUCAUCUGCUAAACAUCCUUGUUGAUGAAAACAAGCUCAAAUUAGUUGAGUCUUUGUAUUCUUCAAUGAGUAGCAGAGUUGUGCAACCUGAUGUUUCUACAUUCAAUAUCUUGAUCAAGGCAUUGUGUAAAACUCAUCAAAUUAAGCCUGCGAUAGCGAUGAUCCGAGAGAUGUCGAGGUAUGGUUUGUCGCCUGAUGAGAUAACCUUCACAACCAUAAUGCAGGGUUAUAUUGAGCAAGGUGAUAUGGAAGGAGCUAUGAAGAUGAAAUCUAGAAUGUUGAGUAUGGGUUGUUGUCCUACAACUGUUACCGUGAAUGUUCUCUUGCAUGGGUUUUGCAAGCUCGGGAGAAUUGAAGAAGCUCUUAUCUUUAUACAAGAAGAGUUGUCGAAAGGCUUUUCCCCGGAUAAGUUCACUUUCAAUGCAUUGGUCAAUGGUUUGUGUAGGGCUGGACAUGUUGAGCAUGCUCUUGAGACAAUGGAUGUGAUGCUUCAGGAGGGAUACGAUCCCGAUGUUAUCACCUAUAACAGUUUGAUAUCGGGCUUGUGUAAGUUAGGCGAGAUCGAAGAAGCCAUGGCAGUUCUCAAGCAGAUGAUCCAGAGGGAUUGUUUGCCGAAUAUGGUCACCUAUAACGCUCUUAUUAGCACUUUAUGCACUAAAAACAAGUUUGAUGAAGCCAUGGAGCUCGCCCGUGGAUUCACUCUCAAAGGUCUUUUACCAGAUGUUUAUACUUUCAAUUCGUUGAUCAGUAGCCUCUGCAAAGCGGGGGAUCUUGAUAUUGCAAUGGAGUUGUUUGAGGAGAUGAAGAAAAAUGAGUGCACUCCCAAUGUAUUUACAUACAAUAUACUUAUUGACCAUCUUUGUGCCAUUAAGAGAUUGAACAAAGCUCUGGGCUUACUGAAGGAAAUGGAAGCCAAUGGUUGCGCUCGGACUGUGGUGACAUAUAAUACCCUCAUCGCCGGCCUCUGCAAGAACAUGAGAAUUGAAGAUGCGGAAGACAUGUUCGACCAGAUGGAAGAACAAGGGAUUUCGAGGAAUUUGGUGACUUACAACACAUUGAUAGAUGGUUUAUGCAAAAGCAAGAGACUUGAUGAAGCAACAGAGCUAAUGGAUCAGAUGAUAAUGGAAGGUUUGAAACCCAAUAAGCUUACAUACAAUUCUUUGCUCACAUAUUACUGCAAAGAAGGAAACAUACAGAAGGCAGCAGAUAUUGUCCAAAUGAUGAGUUCCAAUGGCUGUGAAGCCGAUUUAGUCACUUACGGAACUCUCAUCAGUGGUUUGUGUAAAGCCGGAAGAGUACAAGUUGCUUGUAAGCUUCUUAGAAGCAUACAAAUGAAAGGAAUGAUCCCAACUCCGAAAGCAUAUAACCCGGUAAUUCAAGCAUUAUUUAAGCAAAGAAAAACUAGAGAAGCAGUGAGGCUCUUUAGGGAGAUGAUUGCAAAAGGCGAACCCCCGGAUGCCAUUACAUACAAGAUUGUUUUCCGAGGUCUCUGCCUUGGAGGAGGACCUAUCCGGGAGGCUAUCGAUUUUCUCUUCGAAAUGACUGAGCAUGGAUUUGUUCCUGAAUUUUCUUCCUUUUCAAUGUUAGCUGAAGGUCUCUUGGCCUUGGGCAUGGAGGAUACCCUUCCGAGAGUUAUGGAUCCAAUUAUGAAGAAUGCUGGUUUUGCAGACAGUGAAGUUGCUAUGGUUGUUGGUUUUCUUAAGAUUCAGAAAUUCCAUGAUGCAUUGACAACCUUUGGAAAUCUACUGAACAGCAAGAGACCAGGAAAGUUUCACAGGUGAGUCUUUUAAUCCAAAGAACAAACAAACACUCUUUAGUUGUGAAAGAUGAUUGCAUUGCAGUGAGGAUUUAAUGGUUUUGGCCAAGAGAUUGAUUGCAUUACUCUCAUGGAAAAGAGAUCAAGUUAAGCAAGAACUUUGCCAAAUUUUGAUUUUAAGAGACACUACUUAUUAACAGUGUAUUAUUAAUAUGAAUCAUGUUAAAUUU